AACUGGAGGAGGUGUGACAUGGACUUCACAGCAGAACACACUGGCCUGAGAAAGCUGUUUAUGGUGGAAUGAAACGUAAGCUACAACCAUCACUGACUGAAAAACCCACAGCACAGAAAUGAAAGCACAUUCACACAUUUUGUUCAGUCAGUCGUAAAAGUUGCCGUUCGUGACAGAGUGGGACAGCUGUCCAUCAGAAGAUCUAGAAACAAGGCCAGGGUGCAUGGUUCACCACAGAAAUGAGCAGGGGGAAGUGCUUCAGCACCUUCUCUGUCUGAAGAGGUGUUAACCACUUAUAAACAUAAAGGAAAUAAUAGGUUUUACAAGCAUGCACCUGUUGACUGCAAUACUUCUCCUGAGGCUGCCAGGUCUGUUGUGUGGACCCAGUGUGACCUACUCCUCUACACGAGUCUGUGGUCUUAAAGGGUCAUCAGUGGUCCUGCCCUGCACAUAUUACUACCCAUGGGGUCAUAUUUAUCAGGGAGGAGAGUGGCAGAAGGAGAAGAGAGGGAGAGUCAGAGAACACAGCAACUCUAAAUAUCCUGACUGCAGCCUGAACAUAGAAAACCUUUCAGAUGAAGACUCUGGUGUUCAUCGGUUUCGGUUUUACACAACCCUAUACCUGAGUUGGAUAACUGGCAGUUCUGCUGUUUCACUCUCAGUCACAGACCUGCAGGUGAAGGAGGAUGCUGUUGCAGGGAAUCAGAAUCAGACUAAAGUGAGCUGCAGCACCUCCUGCAGUUUGGGCUCUCAGUAUGUCUGGUACAAGAAUGGAAAGACUCUACAGGGCAAAACCACAUCCUCCAUAUUACUAGACUCUACCAGAGCCUCUGAAAAGGGAAACUACUCCUGUUCUGUGAGAGGUCAUGAGGCUCACAGCUCUUCUGCAGUGUGUGUUCCAAGGAAACAGUGUUGGAGUGUGGCCUACUCCUCUACACGAGUCUGUGGUCUUAAAGGGGCAUCAGUGGUCCUGCCAUGCACAUACCAGUAUCCAUGGAAGGACACGUAUCAGAGAGGAGAGUGGUAUGAAGAACAGAGAGGGAGAGUCAGAGAACAUAGCAGCUCUAAAUAUCCUGACUGCAGCCUGAACAUGGACAACCUUUCAGAUGAAGACUCUGGUGUUUAUCGGUUUCGGUUUCAGACAAACCUACACAGCAGCUGGAUAACUGCCAAUUCUGCUGCUAUACUCUCAGUCACAGAUCUGCAGGUGAAGGAGGAGACUGUUGAAGAGAAUCAGAAUCUCAUUAAGGUGAGCUGCAGCACCUCCUGCAGUUUGGGCUCUCAGUAUGUCUGGUACAAGAAUGGACAGACUCUAGAACACAAAACCACAGCCUCCAUGCAACUGGACUCAACCAGACCCUCAGAGGAGGGAAGUUACUCCUGUGCAGUGAAAGGUCACCGCUCCCCUGCAGUGUGUGUUCCAGCUGAACAGUGUUGGGGUGUGGCCUACUCAUCUAACAGCAUCUGUAGAUUGAAGGGUUCAUCUGUGGAUAUUUCCUGCACUUACAAAUAUCCCAGAGAUCAAAGUAUCAACACAACAUUCUGGUUUAACCAUCAAAAAACAAGCAAUCACCCUAUAGACCUACAUUUGGAUAAAGACUAUCAAAACCACACAGAAUAUAUUGGGAUUGAAAGGAAUAAUUGCACCCUGACACUGAAAGAUAUCAGAGAGAGUCACUCUGGUGAAUACAGCUUCAGAUUUAUAACAGGGUGGGGGCAAGGUUUCUCUGGAUUACCUGGAGUCAACAUCACUGUUACAGCUCUGCAGGUGUUCAUAACUCCUGAAGCAGUGACAGAAGGAGAGAGAGUGACCCUCACCUGUGAUACCACCUGCAUUAUGACCAACCCGAUCUUCGCCUGGUACAAGAACGGGCAGCCUGUGACCUAUAAACACACAACCAGAGACAACAAGCUGCAUCUAGACCCAGUCAGCAGUGAGGAUGCAGGCAGUUACUCCUGUGCUGUAAAAGGACAUGAGAGUCUCUCUUCAAAUGCUGUCUUUCUCAAUGUGAGAUACGUGCCAAGGAAAAUUUCAUUGUCUAUCAGUCCUGGUGAAACAGAAGAGGGCAGUUCAGUGACUCUGACCUGUAGCAGUGAUGCCAACCCACCAGUGCACACCUACACCUGGUACAUGAAGAAUGGAGCUGAAUCUCUUGUUAGGGGCACAGGGGAGAGCAUCAGCUUCAAUGUGACCUCUGAUACCAGUGGACUUUACUACUGUGUGGCACAGAAUGAACUUGGCUCUCAGAACUCUACUGAUGCUGCAGUUCCUUCUGAAGGCCCAGAAGUUGUUAUGAUGCUGGUGGCUAGUAUCUCCAUGUUCACCUUUCUUGCUCUGAUACUUGGAAUGGUGCUCUUGAGGAAGAAGAUUGCAAAAACCACAGGAGACGGAAGGUUCACAGAUGCUAACAUGCAGAGUGACUCAGGUCUUGUGUACAGCACCGUCACAGCAAGAGCCACGACCUCUGACCCGGCACAGAGCAUAACCACACAUGAUCAAGACAACGUUCAGUAUGCCACUGUUCAGAUCAAUCUCUCCAAAAGACAGGAAGUGCCUCUAUACUCCACUGUCCAGAUGCCUCAAACCUCUGCACAGGAUGACGACGUUGCCUACGCUUCAGUUCAGUUCCAGAGAGGGAGUGCUGUCACCAGAGCUGAGGAUGACAGUGUGAUCUACAGUACAGUCCACAAACCCUGACCGGCGAGAGAAACAGCAGACCAGAAAUACCCUCAGGUCAUCUCAGCUGUCCAGUGGAAAAUAGAGGACA
Alosa sapidissima (American shad) is the source of this 2768-nucleotide messenger RNA. Its product is annotated as sialoadhesin-like. Lineage: Eukaryota; Metazoa; Chordata; Actinopteri; Clupeiformes; Clupeidae. The record is from RefSeq and is a predicted model, not a curated record. Bases 329 to 2698 code for a protein of 789 amino acids. The transcript is spliced from 14 exons.